Messenger RNA from Pneumocystis jirovecii RU7, 762 nucleotides. RefSeq lists its product as uncharacterized. The coding region runs from base 1 to 762 and encodes 253 amino acids. NCBI's taxonomy places the organism in Eukaryota, Fungi, Ascomycota, Pneumocystomycetes, Pneumocystales, Pneumocystaceae. The record is from RefSeq and is a predicted model, not a curated record. The transcript has a single exon.
AUGCAUUUUAACACUAUAAUAUUCACUGUUUUGGCUUUAUUAAACUUAAUCUCUGCUAGAUUUCAUGUUCUUUCACCAUUAGUAGAUAGUGUUUGGACAUAUGGAGGAAAACAUACUGUAGAAUGGAGAGUCAAAGAUCCAGAUCAUUAUGGGUAUUCGUCUGUCAGCGUUUUUCUCGUAUGCUUGCAUGAUAGGUCUACUCGUGUAGUCUUUGAUAUAGCAAGUAAUCUCAGCGUUUCUUCUUCUUCAUAUGAAUUCCGUGUUCCACAAGUUUCUGAUUGUGAACACUAUUUAGUUAAAUUUGUUGCUGGCAAUAGUUGUGGUGUAAAUAGUGCCUUUUUCUCUUCUUCAUUUUUUAUUACACAUGAUGGGAAACCUCAUAAAACACUUCUUACACUAUGCGAUACAGAUAAAACAGUGCCUCCGAAGGAAAAACCAGCUACGGAAUCAAAACCAAAACCGACUAAGCCUGCUGAAACAAAAACUCAAACGAGUAGUUCAUCCAAACUUCCACCGCCAUCCAGUCAGCAAGGGCCCGUGCCAUCAGAUGGUUCUCAAACAUUUACAGUUCCUAAACCUACUCCUACAGCCACUCAAGAACCUAAGAAACCAGAUACACCUUCAACUAAACCAAAAGAUUCUUCCAGUCCAUCUGCAGGUAAAGACAAGAAACCAGAUGAUAUUGAAAACAAUGGUUCUAUUAUUACUUACAAAUUCUUUGGAAUUAUUCUUGGGACUAUUGUCGCAUUCAUUUGUUCAUAA